CUUUCUUUCUCAGCUUGGAUGUUCCCUUCUCACAGAGAACUACAAGCUACUCCCCCCCCAAUUAACUUUUUCCUCUUUACUUCCAUUUGGGCCCCCCUCAAACAUGCAAUCCCUUACUCCGCUUGUAGAUCUGAAAUCUUUAUUCCGGACGGCGGCGGCGUCCCCGGGUCUUGGCCUCACCCCCCACCGAGUUGGUCAGGCUCGUUACCUUAUUCAGUGUGUCUCUCGUUUUGAUGCGCCCAAUGUCAACGCCAAUUCCAGUUCCAGCGCCGCUCAAACCAGUGGCUCAAACCUCGCCUCCGGGCAUGUGGGCAGGGCCCGCCACGAGUGGCAGAGUGCGUGCGCCAUUCUUGCCAGCAAAGUGGUUUCUCAGCAGCAAGACACCGAGAAGAGCGGCGGUGCGGAUGGCGUCGCCGCCGUGAAUGGCCAUCCCACGCUCGACCUCGUCCCCGUCAAAGAACAUUCCAACUCACCCACGCCCCUUCCCAAGCCCCUGAGCAUCGCUGACCUGUCACCCGCGCCGAUGCAUGGUUCCCAUCUCCGAGUUGCGUAUCAAGGUGUCCCCGGAGCCUACAGCGAAGCCGCCGCCGGGAAAGCUUACCCCAACUGCGAAGCAAUCCCCUGCGACCAAUUCGAAGUCGCAUUCCAAGCCGUUGAGCUCUGGAUCGCCGACAGAGCCGUGCUCCCGGUGGAGAACUCCCUGGGAGGCUCUAUCCAUCGCAACUACGACCUCCUCCUCCGCCACCGCCUCCACAUAGUGGGCGAAGUCCAGCUUCCUGUCCACCACUGCCUCCUAGCUCUCCCGGGUGUCAGAAAAGAGUACCUCACGCGCGUGAUUAGCCACCCACAAGCGCUCUCCCAAUGCGAACACACCCUCACCAAAAUGGGCCUCAAUGUUGCCCGUGAAGCAGUGGACGAUACCGCGGGGGCCGCCGAGUACAUCGCGACGAACAACCUCCGGGACACCGCGGCAAUCGCCUCCGCCCGCGCCGCCGAGCUCUACGGCCUGCAGAUCCUGGCCGACGGAAUCCAGGAUGAUUCCGGCAAUGUUACCCGGUUUGUGAUGUUAGCCCGAGAACCGAUAAUCCCUCGGACGGACCGGCCAUUCAAGACCAGCAUAGUUUUCGCGCACGACAAGGGGACGAGCGUGCUGUUCAAGGUGCUGUCGGCGUUCGCUUUCCGGAACAUCAGCCUGACGAAGAUCGAGUCGCGGCCACACAGGAACCGGCCGAUCCGGCUGGUCGACGACGCCAACGUGGGAACGGCGAAGCACUUCGAGUACAUGUUUUACGUGGAUUUCGAGGCGUCGAUGGCGGAGGUCAGGGCUCAGAACGCGUUGGCUGAGGUUCAGGAGUUCACCUCCUUUUUGAGGGUACUCGGAAGCUACCCUAUGGACAUGACGCCGUGGGCGCCGUCCUCCACCGCCGGGGAUUAAACAUUUUUACCUCUCCAAUUUUCCCUUUCCCAUUUUUACCCCAUAUCUUUCUGGUAAUUGUUGAUUUGGCCUAUUAUUUUUUACAAAAUUGCAACAACCACCCAAAAAGAAAUCAAAAGAUGGACGAAUUAGAUACAACAACCAUUCCGCUUGAAUCGUACUACAUUGGAUCUGCUGUUCUGGUAUUGGGGGUAGGUUUGAAUAUAUAUAUAUAUAUAUAUAUUUUAUUUUGAUGGGAAGAGAGGAAAAAUGUUAGGAAAUGGUGGGUAGAUAUGUAAUUAAAGUGGGAUUGUGGGGCAUUUCGUGUAAAAUUAAUUAAUUAAGGAGUACAAGUGUAUAUGGUCCACUGCAUUAGCUACCUCUAAAAGCUUUGGAGAGGUAGGUAAGCAAAUCCUGUACAUUUUUAUUUUUAUUUUUUUGAAUUGUUUUCUUAUAUAAAAACAUUGAGAAUUGAGGAAUUUCAUACUGCUUUUAUUAUCCCUCACUA
Messenger RNA from Sesamum indicum (sesame), 1922 nucleotides. RefSeq names its product arogenate dehydratase 3. Gene Ontology annotation, biological process: L-phenylalanine biosynthetic process. Gene Ontology annotation, cellular component: cytoplasm; chloroplast. Gene Ontology annotation, molecular function: arogenate dehydratase activity; prephenate dehydratase activity. The record is from RefSeq and is a predicted model, not a curated record. NCBI's taxonomy places the organism in Eukaryota, Viridiplantae, Streptophyta, Magnoliopsida, Lamiales, Pedaliaceae.